AUGCCUCACCAAGUCUCCACCUCCUUCUCUGCGCCACCAGAAACCCACGACUUCACCGCUCUGCUCUUCGAUAUGGAUGGGACUAUCAUCGACUCUACCCCAGCAAUCGUCAAGUACUGGCAAGCUCUCGGCAAGGAAAUAGGAGUAGACGGCGACCUCAUCCUCCAAACCUCCCACGGCCGCCGAAGCGUAGACGUCCUGGCCAUCCACGCUCCGCACCUCGCAACCUGGGACUACGUCUGCAAAGCCGAAGGCCGCAUCCCGCUCGAGCACGGCCAGGAUGCCAUCGAGAUCCCCGGCAGUAGAGCACUACUCGACUCCCUCGAGAAGCGAAGCGUGCCGUGGGCCAUCGUCACUUCCGGCACGAAACCGCUUGUAACUGGAUGGUUGAAUGUGAUGAAGUUGGCGUUUCCGAAGAACAUGGUCACGGCCGAGGAGGUGAAGCAGGGGAAGCCGAACCCGGAGUGCUAUCGCUUAGGUGCGAAACGCUUAGGUCAGGAGAACGCUGACCCGAGUCGGAUUCUGGUGCUCGAGGAUGCUCCGGCGGGUGUGAGGGCUGGCAAAGCCGCUGGCUUCAAGGUCGUGGCGCUGGCGACUACGCAUGCGAUUGAGCAGUUACGGGAUGCUGGCGCUGACUGGAUUGUGCGAGAUAUGCGCAGUGUCACGAUGGCGGGUUGGAAUGUGAAGGCUGGGGUGGCGAGUAUUGAGAUCAGGGAUGCGCUUGUGGCAUGA
This is a messenger RNA of Saxophila tyrrhenica, 732 nucleotides long. RefSeq names its product DL-glycerol-3-phosphatase (gene GPP1). Gene Ontology annotation, molecular function: sugar-phosphatase activity; beta-phosphoglucomutase activity. The transcript has 2 exons. NCBI's taxonomy places the organism in Eukaryota, Fungi, Ascomycota, Dothideomycetes, Mycosphaerellales, Extremaceae. The coding region runs from base 1 to 732 and encodes 243 amino acids. The record is from RefSeq and is a predicted model, not a curated record.